Molecule: messenger RNA, 399 nt
Organism: Tauraco erythrolophus (red-crested turaco)
Lineage: Eukaryota; Metazoa; Chordata; Aves; Musophagiformes; Musophagidae
Source: RefSeq, a predicted model, not a curated record
AUGGAUUUGACAUCAUCACAACAUAAUCAUCUACAAAAAGAACAGAUAAGAGAAUUGGGAAGACAAGAAGGGGAAAAAGAAGAUGAACAGAUAGUUGCAGAAAUCAUGGGAAGGCGUUUUUUUCCUGCUCUUAUAACUCAUAAGGCCUGGGAAGGCUUUCACUUUGCUGGCCAUGAGAUAAGAAUAACAGAAGCCACUGAUUGUUACGGGGCAGUCGUCUGGCCAUCGGCUCUUGUUCUGUGUUACAUUUUGGAAACUAAUUCUAAACAAUACAAUUUGGUUGACAAAAAUGUGAUUGAAAUUGGAGCUGGAACUGGAUUGGUCUCCAUAGUAGCCAGUUUACUGGGUGAGUACAUGCCAUUGCUCUUAUGCUCUUGGAAACAUCUCUCAGAUGAAUAG